Molecule: messenger RNA, 1598 nt
Organism: Temnothorax curvispinosus
Lineage: Eukaryota; Metazoa; Arthropoda; Insecta; Hymenoptera; Formicidae
Exons: 4
Coding region: 63-1598 (511 amino acids)
Source: RefSeq, a predicted model, not a curated record
GUACCAACCGGCACGAGCAUCGGUCGUAUCACAGCUAGAAAUAUACCUAAAAAAUAUAUAAAAUGCCGUUAAAAUUUAUUACAUCACAGCGUGGUGCUUUAAUGUUACUACAUAACGGAUACUUGUACAACAAAAAAAGUGUGAACAAGCUGAAUAUAACUUGGCGUUGCGCUGAGUACCGGAAGAGGUUAUGUAGCGCUGUAAUUCACACAACAAGCGAUAAACGAUCUGGUGAAAUUGUUGGUGAUUCACCCGCACACAAUCAUGCUGCUGAUGUUGCACAGGUCGAAGCCAGGAAGGUUAAAGAGAAACUGAAGAAGAAGGCGAGCAAGGGUUGUCAGAAUAACAGUGUAAUGAUUGCCAAGGUAUUGAGUAAAGUGUUAUCGCCAGUCCGUGUGCAGCUACCACCAAUUACAUCAUUGACACGCACCGUUCAACGGGCCAGAAAGAAUGACGAAGCUGUCAUAGUAAACCCGAAGACACUGCAAGAACUGGUUAUACCAAAUAUGUACCGGAUGACUAACGAUGACGAGCUAUUUCUGUUGCAUGAUAGCGAGGGUGGUGCAGACCGUGUCGUCAUAUAUGCUACCGCUAAAAACCUGGAGCUGUUGGCAGAAUGCGAGAUGUGGUGUUGCGAUGGCACGUUUAACUCAGUGCCUCUUAUUUUUAAGCAAUUAUACACCAUUCACGGAUUGUAUCGCGAUAAAUUGUUACCGUUAGUGUACAUACUUGCACCCAAUAAGUCCGAGAAACUGUAUUCAUCCGCGUUGUCUGUUAUCAAACGCCACCAACCAAAUUUAAAGCCAAAAAGAGUAAUGGUGGAUUAUGAGCGUGCGUUUAUUGUUGCCUUCAGGAGCAAAUUUACUGACUGUGCUAUUUCUGGUUGCCUUUUCCACUUCAGUCAGUGUAUAUGGCGUCAUGUGCAAUCAUGUGGUCUACAGUACAAUUAUAAUUCAGACCUGAGGUUUUGUUUAAACAUUAAAAUGCUUAUGGCCUUAGCAUUUGUUCCUGUGCAUGAUGUACUUGAGGCAUAUGAUGAGCUCAUUGUAUCUCCAUUUUUUGAAGAAAAUGAAGAUGCACUAAACGAAUUAAUUCGAUACUUUGAGCGAACCUGGGUUGGUGAACGACGCCGUACUGGCAACAAACGUAAGAAGCCGAUGUUCGAUUUAGGUAUGUGGAACUGUCAUCAAGCAGUUAUCGAUGGUUUUAUGCGUUCGAACAAUGGCGUUGAGGGCUGGCACUGCUCAUUUAAUAACAAAGUUCGCGUAGUGCAUGCAAUAUUCAGCAGUUUUAUGGACGCGAUUAAGGGCGAGCAAGUUCUCACGGAAACAACGAUUGUUCAAAUGAAUACAGGGGUAAAUGUAGUCGCCAAAAAAAGAAAAAGAUCCGACUCGCAGUUGUCGCUGACAAAGCGUGGCGAUCUGUGCUGGGGCGCUGACGAAGAGUGUGGCGAUCCAUUUCCGCCGACAAAGCGUGGCGAUCUGUGCUGGGGCGCUGACGAAGAGUGUGGCGAUCCAGUACUUUCGCUGCCAAAAGCGUGGCGAUUACGGAGUUGGUUCCCAGAAAAAGAUAAUAAUUUCGACAAUUCCCGAAAGUGA